AUGGGUGAAGCUUCUCUCGGCAACGCUCGCGCUGUCGUUAGUUUUAUAUAUGGUUUGGCAGAAAAAUCUCGUGGUGUACUGGGAAAAUUACUCGGGUCACGAGUGAUGCGAGGGAACUCUGGUAGGCGACAGACGGGCGACCCGUGUGUUGGGGACUUGGGCGACGGGCAACAGGCAUUGCGUGGGCAUGUGGGACUUCCUCGAGGAGUCAUGGACGACACUCGCGACGUUCAUUUUCCCGCCACCGGCGCCGCCCACGCCGCCGUAAUCCGGCGAGCAGCUAUUCGUGGAAGAUUCAACUGGUUCUUGAUUCUUGAUGACGACUCACUGGUGGCUGAGACUUUUAGGAUUAAGUCAAUCUGGUGUGAUGAACAGAGACCGGGCUUGGUUGGGAUUGAAAUUAGCAGCCUAAGGAAAGUUCGCCUAACCCAGACAAUUGAGUCAGCAUUAGGGCUGACUGGCAUUGAAGGUGCAUUGUUCACCCUUUAUCUAAACGGGGAAAGUCGAGCAAUGGCAAAAGGCUUGAUUUGGGUCAGUGCAGAGGACAUGGCCAGAAACAGAAGCAAGAUACUAAGGACCCUUAAUUCGCCCAACGUGCCUCUCAACCUGGCGGCAAGGCUGGCCAAGAAAGCCGAGGCUCGGGCUAUUUUCAUGUUGGCUUCUGAGGAGAGUGUUUGGCUUUCUGGUGAUUUGUUCGUGGGUGAGGGACAGAAAGAGACAGAGACAGAUCGAUAG
Molecule: messenger RNA, 735 nt
Organism: Striga asiatica
Lineage: Eukaryota; Viridiplantae; Streptophyta; Magnoliopsida; Lamiales; Orobanchaceae
Source: the annotation of a GenBank genome assembly